CGGAAGUGGGGUCUGAGUCCCUGGCGCGACGUAGGGGGGACUAGUGGCGGCCGCUGGGGUGGUUUUGUCCCCGUGCCUGGCGCUGGCGGCCGUGGCGCAAGGGGUGGCGGUGCCGACUCCGUUUUCCCUGGAAUCUUCGGCUCUGCGGAGAGGCCCGCGCUUGCCAAGGCCGAGGGGCCGGGGUGAACGUGGGUCCCGUGGGCCAGCGGCUGCUGCGUUAGGGUAAGGAAGGAAUUUAAACCUCUCAGAAGUGUAUGGUAGAACUCAAGAAGACUACAGACAACCAAGGGUGAUCUAGAAUUGUGAUUGGCUCACUAAUAAUACCAGGACAAAGUUAAGAGAUCACAACUCAAGGAUAAGUUUUCCUAAGACUGCUACGAAGAUGUUUGAUAUUAAGGCUUGGGCUGAGUAUGUUGUGGAAUGGGCUGCAACGGACCCUUAUGGCUUUCUUACAACAGUUAUUUUGGCCCUAACUCCACUGUUCCUAGCAAGUGCUGUACUGUCUUGGAAGUUGGCCAAGAUGAUUGAGGCCAGAGAGAAGGAGCAAAAGAAGAAACAAAAACGUCAAGAAAAUAUUGCAAAAGCUAAACGACUGAAAAAGGAUUGAAGGAAUAAACAGGCUCUCCAACCAGAGGAAAAUCAUUUGGAAGAUUAUGCAGCUUUGGAAGGACUUACUAAGGUUUCUUUUUUGUAUUUCUUGACAGUAUUAUUUAGUAAAGGAAAUUUGACCAAAUGGAAGAAUCAUGCUAAUUCUGACCUCAAUAUUGUAGUUACUUUUAGGCUUGGGUAUAGAAAUUUUUGUUGGUAUCUAUUGACAGUUAUUGUAAAUUGGCUUUUACUAUGGUACAAAUUCUUUAUAAUUGACUUAGUCAUUUGCCAUUUAGCAGUUUACAUGCUGAAAUGAAAACAUCCUGUGGAGAAAAAUGACUUUAGAUUAUGAACAUUUCAAAUAAGCUAUUUAAAAUGGGGUCCUUUACUGGACAAAGGAAAUUAAGAAUGUAAAAGUCAGAAAUGGACUCUCUGAGGUGAAAAGUAUGCUUUGGCUUAAAAGAGAUACAGUAUAUUAAUCACAUCUUUUAUCAUUAUUGCUUAUUUCUUAGAAUCAUUUUUGGCUUUCUCAAAGCAAAAUAAUGUUUAAUCAAUGAGUAUUUCUAUUUUCUGCAUUAUUCUGAUAUUAGUCUUUGAGACAACUGGUAAUUAACAAGACAUUCUGCAUUUUUUAAAUCUAAUUUUAUAAAGAAUUCUUUUAUCUUAACUAUGUAUAAUACCACCUACUGGAUAUAACAAUUUUUGUACUUAGUGAACACUGCCAUUUUCUUAUAGAUGACUUGAGAAAAGUAAUACUAUGAUUUAUAGCUUGCAAUAAAAAUGCCAAACACUGUAGUACUUUGGAACCAGUUUAUUCUUGUGCUAAGUAGAACUGUGUAAUAGUUAAAACAUCUUAUCAGGUAAUUUGCUUAUUAUAUAGACCCUUUGUUUUUUAUUCCAUUCUUUGUUUUAACUUUUAUGGUAAUGAUGUCCAAUAUUUUUUUGUCAAACAGGCUCAAAGGGAAAAUUAAAAUUUCACAUUUCUUUUGAAGAACUCUUAAAGAGUAACAGUUAAGUUAUACCUCAUAAGUGGUAAAGAAAGGCUUAAAAUUUGGAAACACUUUGUUGGGCAUAGUAACUGGGUGAAGAGAAUAAAUUACGUCAAUGAGACUAUGCUAUAAUUAGAAGUAAAGAGUUAAAGUAUGUUUCUGUCAGUUAAGUAGUAUAACUGGACCUUUUCACUAUUAAACAUCACUUUUUUAAGUGCAAGAUCCAAUAAUUUUAUUCAUUGACUCAGUGUUUAAUAGCUUAUUAAUGUUUUCUGCACUUCUGAUAAUGAAUAAUAAAUUAUAAAAAUUAUCCAACAGCUCUAAUUUAAAAAUGAAACUAGAUAUUAAAAUAAAUUUCAUACUUUUUUGUAAAGAGGUCCUGAGUUUUUGGUUUUCUUUUUGGAGAGGGUAACAAUUUAAGUUAGAUAUGUAAGGCAAGUUAGCAUUUCAAUCAUAGCUAAGCAUCCUUGUAAAAGUUUAGGAUAGUGUUUCUCAAAUUUGAGAACCUAAGGACCCCUGAGAAUAAAACAUAAUGCUAUUAUUUUAGGUUAUCUAUCAGUUCCUACUUGCUGCCAGUGUGAGCAACAUAUUGCAACUGUAGGCACUGAAAUAACUCAGUGCUUAGUUAUGAGUUGGUUAUUCAGGUGACUUAGGAUAUACUUUUUAUAUCAUCACUGAAAUUAAAACUGUAAAAAAUACUUGUAUAGAACUACUAGCCCCAAUGGGUCCUAGAGCCCAGUUUGAGAAAAACUAGGUUAAGGUAUAUCUAAAAUAUGUUUGGUUGGUUUUCUACAAUCAAGCUGUUAAUGGGGAAAAUUUAUAUAUAUAUAUAUGUUUUACUUAUGGUCACAUUUUAGAAUAAAAGUAUUGAAGCAAAGGAUAUAGUCAUAAUUCUCAGUUAUGUACUAAAGCUGUGGUUUCACUGAUUCUCUUGCAGCAAUUUAAAGGUAUUUAACUAAAAGUCUGUUUUCUGUAAUUUCUGUUAAAGUCUUAACACAUGCCAAUUGUGUAUUUGUUUAACAUAUGCUAUUUUUUAUUUCUUCAGUUUUUCCCAACAUUUAUAGAGGCUUUUUAUACAUGUGAGAUCAAAAUUUUAUUAUAUUUGUGUCUGUUGGGGAGUGGGUGGGCGGAGGGAGUAGAAAAGAAAGAAUAUUGUGAGGUUUGGAAAUCUUCAGAAAAAUCCAUCUUCUCUCAGUGUAACAAACAGUACUAUUGUUGAAAGAAUCCCAUUUACUACUAUUUAGAAUAUUUCUUUUUAAAAAAUUGCCUGCCUAUUUAAUUAUGUUGUUUCUUAAGUUCUGAGAACUAAAUACAAUCAAUUACCUUUUCAUAGUUGUUUUUGGGGGGAAAUGAAGCUGUCUCCAGGCUGCCUAUAACAAACAUUUUAUCAAAAAUAAAUAAAUAAAUAGAGGUUUAUGUGUCAGAAUUUGAGCCCUAGCGUCCAUGUGAUAAACUUCAGCAUGGUAUGACUAUAUCAGAUGUAUAAGGAAAUUUUUUACUUUUAUUUCUUUAUAAUAAACUUGAAAUAAGCUUA
Messenger RNA from Lemur catta (Ring-tailed lemur), 3111 nucleotides. RefSeq names its product small integral membrane protein 15 (gene SMIM15). The transcript has 3 exons. NCBI's taxonomy places the organism in Eukaryota, Metazoa, Chordata, Mammalia, Primates, Lemuridae. The record is from RefSeq and is a predicted model, not a curated record. Bases 383 to 607 code for a protein of 74 amino acids.